UGUGUGUGUGCGCGCUAUCUAUUAAUGCAAAAUUUUGCUUUUAAAUAAAAAUUUAUUUUUUUAUUAUGAAAAAUUAUUUAAAACACAUGUGUUUAUUUUAAAAAUUUUGCACCUUGUAAAUGCGUAACAUUGAAAAGAUUUUGUGAUGAGUCAGCCAGUCACUAUUGACGCUGACAUGAGGAAGUACUUCGAAGUCCUCCUUAAGGAAUGCAUCAGCAACCUCUCCUUGAAGUUCGUCCUUCAACAAGUCGACAACAACUGCAACAACAGCAACUUAGUGAAUGCAAACUUGUUGCUGACCAAUCUGGGCGGCAACAUGAAUCCGUUGAAUGCGAUGAUGAACGCGAACAACUUUGCAGGCAGUCUCAAUGCAGUAACGAUCAAGACAACACCUGAUGUUCUGAACAACAACACAGUGAGUCUCAACGCUGCCAACAACUAUUUGAUUAGCAAGUUACUCGCUUCCAACCAACAACAACAACAACCUCAACAACUUAGCUCUCAAAUUCAACAACAACUUCAGCUUGUGCAACAACAGCUGCAGCCACAACUGCAACAACAGCUGCAGCCACAACUGCAACAACAAAAUUUGCAACAACAGCAACAACUUAUUCAACAACUAACUCAACAACCACAGCAACAACUCCUACAACAGCAACAGAUCCAGCAACAGCAAGCGCAACUGCAAAAACAACAGUUACAACAAAUGAUAAAACAAAAACAUCACGUGGUCGUGAAAGUUUUGAAGGCCAGUUCACUUUUCGAAACAGAUGCGACAUGCAGUUACAAGCCUUACAUAGGAAUAUUUGUUGACGAGCCAGUGCAACAGCAGCAGACGAGUUCAGUCGUCGAUUCAAUAAGUCCUUUCUAUGACGAAAUUUUUGUCUUUGAUGCCAACGAAUUUACGAGAAAAAUAUCAUUCGAAGCCAGAGAUAAAACAAACAGCAACGUAAAUCUAGGCAGAGCUGAAGUGUUUCUAAAGGAUAUACCACUUGAAAUGAAAGGGGGGAGCAACUUAAUUGUACCUCACAGAAUGGUUCUGCCUAUGUUUUGCCAACAAUCAACGUCUAAUAGAUCUCUAACUAUUGACAUUUCUCGUCAGCCACUAGGUUACUCUAAAGAUGUAGAGUUGAUUCAACAACAACAACUGCAGCAACAACAACAGCAACAACUAUUGCAACAGCAAUCGCAACAAUUACUGCAACAACCGAAUCUGUUAUCAAACAAUGUUGGCACAGUGCUAACAAACAUAAACAGUGCCAUGCUUAACUCGCCCAACCUGAUGAAUGAUGUCACGUUGACCAACACGCCUGUGUCCUCCAUGGGCCUACUGACUACCGCAACCACCUCAGUGAUCUCCUACUCAACCUCAAUAACUUCACAACCCCCAAUUACUUCGUAUUCUAGUAUUGGCGGUUCCUCAUCAUCCACGUUCAACUCCAUGACUGGACAAGGUCAGUUGCAGAUCGCAUCACCGACCAUUCGCGUGACAGCAGAUUUUGACACAUCAUCGAAACCUGGAACUCUCUACAGAGACAUCAAUCAGACCGUUCCGAAACGAAAGUCCUUGAUGACCGCUUUCAAAGAAAAAUUUCGACGUCCGAAAAACCCUCGAUCUCGCAGCGUUGACAAUUAUCAAGUUGAUGUUACCUCUUCAACUAGUAAAAAAAUGGAUUUAAAUAACGAUGGGUACUAUUUGACACCUCCCCCCAAGCGAAACUCUCCACCAAAAAUCUUGAAGGAGUGGUCUAAUCAAUCUUUGACAUCACAGGAUCCUUACGAUAAGAAAUCAAGAAAAUCGAAGUUCUCUGGUGUUAAAAACUUGUUUCGCAAGUCGGCAAGCAGAGAACAGACGCCAAUGUCUUACCUGACACCAAGUCAACAACAGCAACAGCAGUUACAACAACAAUUACAACAACAGCAACAAUUACAACUUCAGUUCAAUCGUCAAUCGCAGCAGCAGCAAUCGGAACAGCUUCAAAGACUUCAACAGAUGCAAAAUGUUCAGCAACCUCAAUUAAUGCAAAAUCAGCUACAAAUGUUUUCAGGCCAAAGUAAUUAUAGACAAGAACAUUAUAAUUAAAAAAUGCUUGAUAAAAAAAACAAAUGAAAUCUUUUGAACUUUUUUAUAAACAUCUUUACACUUUAUAGCUGAUUUAUUAACAAAUUUGUAUUUUUACCAAUAUUAUCAAUUUUUUUUGUUCAUUACAAUCUGCCAUAUCACCGUUUGAAAUCAAAACUUUCUAAAUUUUCAAACUGGUAUAAACUAUUUCUUUUGUCUAUCGUGCUUUAAAGUUCAAACGCUAAAUUAGAAAUUUCUUAUUUUUUAAUGCGAUUAACAGAUUAAUCUUGUUUGAAGUGUUCAGAUUUAAAAUAUACAUUUAGAUUGUGAAAAAAUGCCCUAACAAUAUCAAAAUCAACAGCUUUUAUUAGAUAUUUUCAGCGUUUUAGUUGCAGUCAGUUUUGUAGUUAAUGUUUAUUCUAAAAAAUAUGAUUGUAAACUGUUCCACAUUUGAAUUGAUUUUUUCUGUUUUUUUUUUUUAAAUCAUUUUUGCAUGUUAAGGUUAGUAUUAGGCAUAGAAAAUGUGAUUUUAAUAUGAGUAACUAUUAAAAAAAGAUUAAGGAUCCAGCUGAUCAUAUGCAA
Messenger RNA from Helobdella robusta, 2644 nucleotides. RefSeq lists its product as hypothetical. The transcript has 13 exons. The coding region runs from base 146 to 2083 and encodes 645 amino acids. The record is from RefSeq and is a predicted model, not a curated record. Lineage: Eukaryota; Metazoa; Annelida; Clitellata; Rhynchobdellida; Glossiphoniidae.